GAACACCUUGACUCCAACCAUGAUUCCGAGACUGCUUUGCGGAAAAUGAGAACGGCUGGAAGUAUCUCCAUCUCCCCUGAACUCUUCGAGAAGCUCUACCUCUCGCCUCAAAAUCGAGUCCAUGGCGAUCUUCGAAGGACAGUUGGCAACCCUACACCACUUGCACUUAUCGGCUUCUUGAUUUCAUUGACACCCUUGAGCAUGGACCUUAUGGGCUGGCGAGGAGCUGGCGGCAGCGGUGCUGCUGGAACGGGGACUUACUUCUUCUUCGGUGGACUUUUGAUGAUCUUAGGCUCACUUGGCGAGUUCCUCCUCGGAAACACAUUUCCAUUCGUUGUAUUUGGUUCGUUCGGUGCCUUCUGGUUAGGAUUUGGAGCCACACUGCAGCCCUUCUACAACGCUUACGGUGCAUACUCACCCACAGAAAAUGCUGCUGAUGGCCUUUCGACGGUUGGAUUUCGCUCAAGUUUCGCCUUCUUCUUCAUCGCCAUGGCCAUUAUGUGCUUCAUCUUCCUGAUCUGCUCGCUCCGAACCAACAUCGUCUUCUUCAUGAUCUUCCUCACCCUUGUACUUGCAUUCAGCUGCCUCGCCGGAUCCUAUCUCGAAGCCAACAAUGGCAACCUCGCGGCUUCGGCGCGUCUACAGACGGCGGGAGGUGCAUUCGCCUUCUGCACGUGCAUGUUCGGGUGGUGGAUCUUCAUCGCUAUCAUGCUUGCGAGCUUGGACUUUCCUUUCGAGAUUCCUGUUGGCGAUCUCUCUGGCUUCAUCAAGGGCGCCAGCGAGCGCACCAGCGAUCGCGACAAGAACGUCUAACUUGCAUUAUACGAUCUUAGAUCCUGGUAAGGACAGCAUUCGACAUGCAUCGAAACAACAUCCAUACUCUCUCAUAUCUUAGCAACACGGCGUUCAGGCCGUAAGACCUCACGCACGGGUGUUACGUACGGCCUAAAUGAAAGGGCGAUGGGACAAAAUUGUAAUACUCUUGGUUUGGGGAAUAUAAUUCCUUCUUGUAAAUAUACAUUUGGCUUUAGUCUCUCAAUUGUUGCAUACAUUCAGCAAUCAUGUACGCCAAUAACAAAUUACCUG
Aaosphaeria arxii CBS 175.79 is the source of this 1086-nucleotide messenger RNA. RefSeq lists its product as uncharacterized. The coding region runs from base 46 to 813 and encodes 255 amino acids. NCBI's taxonomy places the organism in Eukaryota, Fungi, Ascomycota, Dothideomycetes, Pleosporales. The record is from RefSeq and is a predicted model, not a curated record. The transcript has 5 exons. Gene Ontology annotation, cellular component: plasma membrane. Gene Ontology annotation, molecular function: acetate transmembrane transporter activity.